AUGGCUCUUUUCCAUUCCAACAAAGAUUUAGAACGUUUUGAAAAUUCAGUUAAUCGUGUAUUUGAGAAUUUUGCCAAAGAUUUAAACGAAGUUAGCCAGCGUAGUGCAAGUCGUGGAAUUCGUUCUUGGGCACCGUUGUUGGAUUUACACGAAGAUGCAAAAGAAUAUACUUUGAGCACUGAAUUACCCGGAAUUAAAAAAGAAGAUAUUAAUAUUGAUAUUCGGGAUAAUACACUUUAUAUUUCUGGUGAAACUAAAGAAGAAAAAAAAUCUGAAGAAGGAGGAACAACUCAUAUUCAAGAACGUCGUUGGGGUUCUUUCUCUCGUACACUUGCGCUUCCACGUAAUGUGAAAGCUGAUGAUAUCGUUGCUAAAUACGAGAAUGGUGUUCUUGAGGUUAAAAUUCCUAAAGCUGAACACACUGGCAAAAAAAUCACCAUCAAAUAA
Molecule: messenger RNA, 447 nt
Organism: Entrophospora sp. SA101
Lineage: Eukaryota; Fungi; Glomeromycota; Glomeromycetes; Entrophosporales; Entrophosporaceae
Source: the annotation of a GenBank genome assembly